AAUAUAAAACUAGAUCCGGGAAGUGAUGCCAGUCAAGUAUUGGUGGUCAUCCCGGACACCAACACCAACAACACCAACAACAACAAGUGGUUAAUGAGAUACACCUACAAGUGAUUGAUGGUAACAAUUGCACCGAUAGUCGUAUACAUCAGAUUUUGAUGAGACAACUCAUGGAUCUGUACGACUGCGGUACUGACCAGUGUUGUUGUCGAUACGCCAACAAUGAGCUAGCCAUGAAAUGGUUGGCCCAUUUGAUGGCCUACCAGUGCUAUGUAGAGGUCAGCCAACUGAUGGGACGGUUGACGGAUAAAUGUUUCAGACAAUUGUCAGUAGAUUUACGUCCGAAAUGUCCUGAAUUAGACAAUCAGGUUAUAGUCGGUUAUAUGAGACGUGUGUUUGUUACGCGAGUGGUGGCCAGUGAUGACGAUGAUCAGUAUCGGCGGGUGUCCAGUCACGGCAGUAUUGGCCGUCAUUUUCGGACAAAAUCAAUGGACAACACCAACAACACCGACAACAAUAAGUGGGAACUGACUUCCCUAUGGUAUUGGGUUUACGUACUGUUUCUGAUGACAAUCGGCAUAAUAUUGUUGACAAUCAUACAUAUGGUCUUCAAGAAUACCAUGAAAUACGAGUCCAAUCUUCAGAAAAGACAACAACAGUUACCAUCGAUUGAUAACCAAAAGAGGAAAUGUGUGCCAAAUAUUUAUGCCAACAUUUAAUUGAUUGAUUUAUUUAUUUUUUUGUAUAAAUAUUAUUGAUUUAAAAAAAUUAUUUAUGUAUUUAUGUC
This is a messenger RNA of Oppia nitens, 787 nucleotides long. RefSeq lists its product as uncharacterized. The record is from RefSeq and is a predicted model, not a curated record. Bases 159 to 719 code for a protein of 186 amino acids. The transcript has 2 exons. Lineage: Eukaryota; Metazoa; Arthropoda; Arachnida; Sarcoptiformes; Oppiidae.